Molecule: messenger RNA, 1890 nt
Organism: Labrus mixtus (cuckoo wrasse)
Lineage: Eukaryota; Metazoa; Chordata; Actinopteri; Labriformes; Labridae
Gene: irx4b
Product: iroquois homeobox 4b
Exons: 6
Coding region: 344-1561 (405 amino acids)
Biological process (GO): cell development; neuron differentiation; regulation of transcription by RNA polymerase II
Cellular component (GO): nucleus
Molecular function (GO): RNA polymerase II cis-regulatory region sequence-specific DNA binding; DNA-binding transcription factor activity, RNA polymerase II-specific
Source: RefSeq, a predicted model, not a curated record
AAGCAAAGAGCGCAUCACAGGGAGAAGCAUGGUUUGAACGGGAACACGUACAGUACACUCGCUUUGGAUUGCCAGACGGCAGGGAAAGCUGUAAAGGAUGCGAAGUAUGAACUUUUAAAGAUUGUUAGUGGUGUUGCGUAUAAUGACGGUGAUGCGUAAAUGUCUCCGAGCCUCCAUUUGGAGUAGGUGGUAGGUCAUAUCAAAAUUUAAUUUUUUUAAAGUUGACUGUCAAACAAACUCUGAAGUAAGCUACUGUUGAGAACAGACGUCAUUGGCACGGAUGCUGUUGGAUGUCGCCCCGUGUCUGCUCUCCUCCGUCUGUCUCUUUGAACUCUUUUGAGCCAUGGCUUACUCCCAGCUUGGAUACUCCUACCCUACCACACCACAGUUUCUGACGACCUCCAGCUCUCUGUCCAGUGGUUUGGAACCGGGAACGCCUCCGUCACACCCAGGCCACCAGCUCAACUCUGGCACCGGCAUUGGAGUGUACAGCGGCCCUUAUGCAAAGAGCCAAAGUUACUACAACACCUGCGCCAGCGACGCCACCGCUCUCUAUUCCAGAGGACCACCAGACCCUAAAGACGGAGCUGCAUCUGCACAUGUAGGAACAUCUCAGACUCCUGCCUACUAUCCUUAUGAAUACACAUUGGGACAGUAUCCCUAUGACAGAUAUGGGUAUUCCUGCUCUGAUGGUGCGUCCCGUCGUAAAAAUGCAACCCGAGAGACCACCAGCACGCUGAAGGCUUGGCUGCAGGAACACCAGAAGAACCCCUAUCCCACAAAGGGAGAGAAGAUAAUGCUUGCUAUCAUUACUAGGAUGACCCUUACACAGGUGUCUACUUGGUUUGCCAAUGCACGCAGAAGGCUAAAGAAGGAGAAUAAGGUCACGUGGUCACCCCGGGCUUGUAAAAGUUGUGAUGACCGAGGCUGUGAUGAUGACAGUGACGAAGCUGAGAAGCCUCUGAAAUCUGAGAAAGACCUUUCUGAUCAACAGUGUGAAGACAUGCAGAGUGACCUUGAUGACUUUGAACUGCUUGAAUCAGAAGGUUCUGACUGUGAGCAGAAGCCACAGUUUCUGCCUGAGGACAAUAAUGCAAACCCUAACACAGACACCCGACAUCGGCAUCUCACACGCAACCCUGACCCGCCGCAAGGAAAAGAGAGAGCGUCCCCAGGAUGUCACAAACUCACAUCGGUCCAACAGCAAAAAAACACCUAUUAUCCUAAUCAGGACCUUCGAAGUACAGAAAUCAAGCCAAAAAUUUGGUCCAUUGCUCACACUGCUGCGUCAUUAGAUGGCCGAUUGCAUCCAGAAUACCCUCCAUGUAUGCUGUCAUCGACUGGUUCUUCUGGUCCUGGGUAUCCAUCAAACAUGGCGCUGACCAAGGCAGACAGGCAACAGGAAUCACCAGUAGCAUCGCUCAGAGAAUGGGUGGACGGAGUUUUUCAUGGUCCUUCUUUCCAUCAGACCAAACCAGCCGACGUGUGGAAAGGCUUAAAUGAUUCAGACAGCAGAACACCCGGACAAUCCUUUGAAGUAGUUAGGUCUACGUCUUUGUAGUCCAACUAACACAUACAGUACUUUACAGAAUAUUUGAAAGACUGCUGGACUUGGGAUAAAAAGUUUAUAUUUUGUUGUUCUGACUUGACUGUUUGCUAAGGUCCAACCCUUUGUGUUACUGUUAGCUAUUAUGUCUGUCAACCUUUCCCUCCCAACAUAAAGUUUACAGUGAACAAUGACAAAAUCAGGCUUCUUGUUUGUAGCCUACAACCAUCCAUUUUUCCAACUGAAAUGACAUUUUAAACCCUUUAGCUAGCUUGCUAAUUCAGCUAUUGUUAACCAUGAGAUUUUCAAAAAACAUUUUAAUGGCUGGAAUAUGAAUGUGUCCA